GGGCGGUGUAAAGCGUGCAGCGAGCCGGCUCCGGGGCGGCCUGUCUCGCGAGUCGAAGCGGGUUUCAGUUCUCGUCGUUGCGAUGACGGUAGCGCACGUCACUACACCGUUUUCGACAGGUUACGUAUAGACGAUCGCGCCGAUACCACUCUCGAAACUAAUAAAUCACGGGAACUAAACGAAGCAUACCCUCCCGAAGAGAUUAUAGCUCGAUAUGAGAUAACAAGGCUGUGGCACGACAACGGUGAUUAAUUACUAAAAGUCUGUUCAACUCGAAUGAUUCGAACGGAAGCGUAAUCUUGGUGGGAUUAGAUUUAGAUGAGUAAUGUAAACAGACAAACAUUGUUGGAUAGUUCCGGAAACGAAUGUUGAUUUACUGCAUUUGAUUAUAACCUUUUAUGAACUGUAGUUAGUGUACAUAGCAGUGCAGGUGAAUGUUCCCGGAUAGGUAGGACUGGUCGGGAUGGCCGGGCAAAGGCAAUGGAUCGUGGGGCUUCUGUGGGCCGUGCUGGCUUCGGUGCUGGCUGACUCUUGGACCGCUUACCAAGAGCAGCCUUGUUGUCGCCCGGUGACGCAUCAUCGCAUACGCCACCAUCGAGAUCACAUACGGGAGUUCUCUUGUGGCAAUCUUUUUUAUCGUACUCUAUAUCUGGUUGAAGAAAGAAAUACGCUUUAUGUCGGUGCUAUGGAUCGAAUAUUUAAGCUUAAUAUGACUGAUAUAAGUCAGUCGCACUGUGAGAGAGAUGCGUUGCUGUUAGAAGCAAGUAACGUCGCUCGAUGUGUAAGCAAAGGCAAAUCAGAGCCGUUUGAGUGCAGAAACCACAUCCGAGUGCUGCAGCCGCUCGGUGACGGGGAGCGUCUCUAUGUGUGUGGCACUAACGCACACAGCCCUAAGGACUGGGUGGUCUACCUAAACCUCACACAUCUCCCGCGGCACGAGUACGUGCCAGGCGUGGGGCUUGGCGUAGCAAAGUGUCCAUAUGACCCGGCGGAUAAUAGUACGGCGGUGUGGGUCACGCGGGGCAACCCCGGCGGCCUGCCAGCUCUCUACGCAGGCACCAAUGCCGAGUUCACUAAAGCAGACCCGGUUAUUUUCCGAAACGACUUAUUUGAUUUUCGUACAGGACAAAAAAGGUUUAACUUCAAACGGACGUUGAAGUAUGACUCCAAAUGGUUGGAUAAAACCAAUUUUGUGGGUUCUUUCGACGUUGGCGAGUAUGUUCUAUUCUUUUUUCGGGAAACUGCCGUGGAGUUCAUGAACUGUGGGAAAGCAGUGUACUCUCGAGUAGCUAGAGUAUGUAAACAAGAUACUGGCGGCAAGCACAUACUGAGCCAAAAUUGGGCUACUUAUUUGAAAGCCAGGCUUAAUUGCAGCAUACCAGGAGAAUUCCCGUUCUAUUUUGAUGAAAUACAGAGUGUAUAUCAGAUGCCGGGCGACCCGAGUCGGUUUUACGCUGCAUUCACGACGGGCGCUAGUGACGGUUUAAUCGGCUCUGCAAUUUGUACGUAUACUAUGGAAGACAUUCAAGAAGCUUUUGCUGGACGAUUCAAGGAACAAGCAACAUCAAGCUCGGCAUGGCUACCUGUACUCAGAGCGCGAGUUCCUGAGCCCAGGCCCGGAACAUGUGUAAACAGCACUGAGGCUCUUCCAGAUAACGUGUUAAAUUUUAUUAGGUCUCAUCCGCUUAUGGAUUCUGCAGUGAGACACGAAGGAGAUACACCUGCUUUUUACAAACGAGACCUUGUACUCACAACUCUUGUAGUAGACAGACAGUUUGUAGACAUGCUGGGGGAUGAUAUUACAUAUACUGUCUUCUACGCUGGAACAAGUCAAGGUGAAGUAUAUAAAAUAGUGCAAUGGACUGGUGGUGGAUCCCGAGUGGCAGAUAUAUGGCGUGCUGCGGGUGACGAGCCGGUGCGCGCACUUGCACUGUCACGACAAAUACACGCACUUUACCUCGCGACUGACAACCGAAUACGACAGUUGCCAUUGCGUGCGUGUACGCAUCGCUACGACAGCUGCGUGCGUUGUGUCCUCGACCCAUAUUGCGGAUGGGACAAAGAAGUCGGAGCGUGUCGUCCGUACACGCCUGGCCUCCUCCACGACGCUACUAAUUCGACGCCAUCAAUCUGCGAAGCUAGCGCUCCUCUCAAAACCGUUCGAGCGGGAUACGGCCAAAGCGUACACCUGGCUGCUUUUGGAAAAACGCCAGAAGCGCUAAAAGAUCAGAAUGUCGCAUGGUACCACCACUCCCGGGAAAGAGGUCGUUACAAAAUCAGUUAUAAUUGGGAGCGAGUGCUACAGACAUCUGAGCGUGGCUUAGUAUUGUUGUCCGUUGUUGAGUCCGAUCGUGGUCGAUACGAGUGUUAUUUCGGACCUACUCUUAUUGCAUCUUAUAAUUUGGACAUUGAUAUUCAUAGAUGCACACAACCUAAUAAGUCCCAGGAAUACAGGCAGGUGUAUUCCGACUGGUGUCACGAAUUUGAAAAAUACAAGAGUGCUAUGAAGGCGUGGGAAUCACGACAAAUGCAAUGUUCCAAAAACAUGAAUUCAUCGAGCCAGCAAAACAGCAUGAGCAACGAGAUCGUGGCCUCACUGCGGUGAUAGGGCACAGUUCACUAGAUUAAUGAGUGAUUGCAUUGAGCGACGUCGGCAUUAGCUAUCCGAUAUUAUGUCGAUCCUAUUUCUCUUUUUACGAUAGCGAAAUUAUUACCUUUCAUAUAACAUACUUCUUGAAAACCAUCCAUAGCAAUUGUUAUAAAAUAUAAUUUAUACGAUUUUGUAAGUAACAGUGAAUAACAAAUUUAAAUAUGUUUUUAAUUUAUUUCAAAA
Vanessa tameamea is the source of this 2833-nucleotide messenger RNA. Its product is annotated as semaphorin-2A-like. Gene Ontology annotation, biological process: axon guidance; negative regulation of axon extension involved in axon guidance; negative chemotaxis. The transcript has 14 exons. The record is from RefSeq and is a predicted model, not a curated record. Gene Ontology annotation, molecular function: chemorepellent activity; semaphorin receptor binding. The coding region runs from base 464 to 2605 and encodes 713 amino acids. Lineage: Eukaryota; Metazoa; Arthropoda; Insecta; Lepidoptera; Nymphalidae.